UGACUCCAGCAAUAACAUUGGUUAGCAGAAGUGGAUUCAGAUCUCCUUCUCCAGAUACCUUUAAAACAAAGAUGCAGUCAGCAACAUCUCUUAGUUUCUUAAGAUUUGAUCUCAAAGAAGGAAGUUGGUAUCACUAUCUCAGGCUCAAAUCCAAUCAGAAAGAAAAAAAAUAGUAAUUCAAUCAGAAAGAAAAGCAUCUUUGUACCAUCACACGGGUAACAAUCAACUCCCAUCUGACACUAAAGCAAUCCACCUAAAAAUGUUUCCAAUCUCUCCAGGAUAGUCCCUGCUCAAAUAAACAUGUUCCUGAGAUCUAAUAAUACACAUGUACACAUGUAUUAUAUUUAAUUUUUUCUUAUUUACAGUGAAAAUACGAAGAUCUCAGAAUACAAAAAAAAAAAAACUUCAACACAAACAUGCCCUUAGAAAUAUGCUGAUUGAAAUAAUCAUAGAAAAGAACAAUUAAGUGAAUCUAAAACUAAUGCUGAUGCUAAAGCUAAUUUCAACUUUAAGAACAUAAUAUGAACAAAAGUUACAAGUUUGAUGGGAAAUUUCCAUUCUCAUCAUAUUAAGUAUUUUAAUUGCAUUUGCUAAUCUGGGGAUGUGUUCUUCAAUUGGGAAAUCAUGAAGCAAAAUGAAUAGAAUUACUCUUACGGAAAAGAAUCAUAAGUCAUCAAAACCUCUGAAAGAUUAAAACUGUAAUUCUGGGGAAAAAAAAGUUUUUGCUUUACUCCACCUUAUUUUUUUCUUGCUAUAGUAAAUGCCCCGAGGCUCUGACCUAGCUUCGGAAAAAGAGCCAGUAGAGUGGGUUCACAAAAAAGAAAUUAUCCAAUUGCAGAUUAGCAAAACUAUCACAGGGAUUAAGAAGUGACACAGAAAAGGAACACCCUAAAAGUCUGUAUAUAAGGGCCAAAACGGCAGCUUGCAAAUACAUUCUUCACUGUCACCUUUCCUAUUCACCUGGACAAGCUAAACGUUUGCAGGAGUACCAUGUCUUGCUCAUCUCGUGUCUCCUCUUCCAGAGCUGGAGGCAGUGGCUUGGCCAGGGUGUCUGCUGGUGGGAGCAGCUUCACCAGUGGAAGCAGAUGCGGUGUAGGGAGUGGUUCUACCCGGGGCUUCCGAGGAGGAACUGCCAGCUGUGGCCUCAGUGGGGGAUCAAGCAGUGGCUUUGGAGGCAGCUUUGGAGGAGGUUUUGGUAGCUGCUCAGUUGGGGGUGGUUUGGGAGGAACUUCAGGCUCUGGGGCUGGCUUUGGUGGGGGUUCUGGCUUUGGAGGGGGUUCUGGCUUUGGUGGGGGUUCUGGCAUUGGAGGGGGUUCUGGUUUUGGUGGUGGUGCUAGUGGAGGCUUCUACAGCUAUGGUGGUGGUAUGGGGGGUGGUAUGGGAGGUGGUAUUGGUGAUGGGGGGCUUUUCUCUGGAGGUGAGAAGCAAACUAUGCAGAACCUCAAUGACCGCCUGGCCAGUUACCUAGACAAGGUCAGAGCCCUGGAGGAGGCCAACACUGAUCUGGAGAACAAAAUCAGGGAGUGGUAUGACAAAUUUGGGCCUGGGUCUGGAGAUGGUGGAUCUGGAAAAGACUACAGCAAAUACUAUCCAAUAAUUGAAGAUCUCCGGAAUCAGAUCAUUACUGCCACUAUUGAAAAUGCUGGGAUCGUUUUGCAGAUCGACAAUGCCAGAUUGGCUGCUGAUGACUUCAGACUCAAGUAUGAGAAUGAGCUGUAUCUCCGGCAGGCCGUGGAGGCCGACAUCAAUGGCCUGCGGAAAGUUCUAGAUGAUCUGACCAUGACGCGCUCAGACCUGGAGAUGCAGAUUGAGAGCCUCACCGAGGAGCUGGCCUACCUGAAGAAGAACCAUGAGGAGGAAAUGAAGAGUAUGCAAGGAAGCUCCGGAGGGGACGUGACUGUGGAAAUGAAUGCUGCCCCGGGAACUGACCUGACCAAGUUACUGAAUGACAUGAGGGCACAGUAUGAAGAGCUGGCUGAACAAAAUCGCCGCGAGGCCGAGGAGCAGUUCAACAAACAGAGUGCAUCACUGCAAGCACAAAUUUCUACUGAUGCUGGGGCAGCCAGUUCUGCCAAGAAUGAGAUAACAGAACUGAAACGUACUCUGCAAGCCCUGGAAAUUGAGCUUCAGUCCCAAAUGGCCAUGAAAAGUUCCCUGGAAGCAACUCUGGCUGACACAGAAGCUGGCUACAUGGCUCAGCUGUCAGAAAUCCAGAUGCAGAUCAGCAGCCUGGAGGAGCAGAUCUGCCAGAUUCGGGGCGAGACCGAAUGCCAGAAUGCGGAAUAUGAGCAACUGCUGGACAUCAAGACCCGCCUAGAGAUGGAGAUUGAGACCUACCGCCGCCUGCUUGAUGGAGAGGGAUGUGGUUCUGGUUUUGGAGGAUCUGAUUUUAGAAACUCUGGAUCCAGAAAUACAGGAUCCAGAAACAUGGGAUCUAGGGAUAUGUCCAUGUCUGGUGACUCAAGAUCCGGAAGCUGUUCUGUCCAAGGAAGAGAUCCAAACAAGACAAGAGUAACGAAGACCAUCGUGGAGGAGGUAGUGGACGGCAAAGUCAUCUCAUCUCAAGUCAGCAAUGUGUCUGAGGUGAAAGUUAAAUAAGCAAUUUCCAGAUCAGCAAGAGUGUCUUUCAGAGAAAAACCAGAAGGACACAAAUGAAGAAAUCAUAUCAAUCUCACCAUCUUUCUGGAUAACAUCAGGGAAAAGUUUCCAUCCAGAAGUAGAUAACCAAGCAAUUUUUC
Messenger RNA from Nyctereutes procyonoides (raccoon dog), 2738 nucleotides. RefSeq names its product keratin 24 (gene KRT24). NCBI's taxonomy places the organism in Eukaryota, Metazoa, Chordata, Mammalia, Carnivora, Canidae. The coding region runs from base 991 to 2598 and encodes 535 amino acids. The record is from RefSeq and is a predicted model, not a curated record. Gene Ontology annotation, molecular function: structural molecule activity. The transcript is spliced from 8 exons.